Molecule: messenger RNA, 2592 nt
Organism: Durusdinium trenchii
Lineage: Eukaryota; Dinophyceae; Suessiales; Symbiodiniaceae
Source: the annotation of a GenBank genome assembly
AUGACGAUGCUUCUGUGGCUGUUGCUGUGGCUCACGCCAUUUGGCGCGACUGCCAAGUGCUAUAUCGAUCCGAACAACACCUUCCCGCGCCAGGGGAAGACCUUGCGGCUGUUGAAGCGCUCCUGGAUGACUCAUCAGUUGGUCACGGAGGUGGCCGCCAUUCUGCUGGAGGAGGCGCUGAACUACGACGUGGAGCUGGUCGAGGCCUCCACUGCGCCCAUCGAGGACCUCCAGCGCGUGGCCGCAGGUGAGUACGAUGCCAACUUCGAACUUUGGCCACAGGGCAAGAGCCGAGAGAUCCAUCGGUACGUGGAUUUGGGCGCUGCCCACAUGGCUGGGGGCCAUGAAGUCUUUGCACACAGUGGCAUCUUCACAAUGAAGUACACCGUGGAAAAGUGGCCGCAGGCCGCAUUUUAUCAGCACUUGCGGACGCCCACAGACUUCUAUGGGCCUUCGAGCCUCAUGGGCGAGGCCUUGGCGGAUCCCAAAGACCUUUGCCCCACAGCGGAGUGGAACUGCAGCAACUUCACCUGGACGCCACCAGCGUGUCGGAGUGGAACUGCCGCCUGUUCCGGACAGGUGCUGCAUGGCCCAGUGAGCUAUACUCAAGGGCAGAUCGAGCAGCAGAUUGCGAACAAUGACUUGGGUUUGCAGGUCGUGUACUUGACGCCCCAGUCCUUGGCCACGCACGUGUGGAACGCCUACGCGGAGCGAAGAGACCUCCUCUUCCAAGCCGACCAGCCCUCGGAAGGUUUCUUCGGCCUGUCGGAUGAGCACUUUGUCCCCGUGGCCUUUCCACCCGAGGGCAGCGGCUGUAACAAGUCGGAGAAUGCGUAUCCCACUGGUGGCUUGAGCUGCGAGCUAGGAGCCACUGCACUCUUGAAAGUGGUCUCCCCUUCGCUGUGGGAAAGCCCUGACGCGCGGCGCUUUGCCACCGUUUUCAGCCUCACUCGGGCUGACUAUGAUAGCUUGCUGACGACGACACGCCUCUACAGAGGCAACGCCAGUGCUGCUGCCUGCGCCUGGUUGCUUCAAAUCGGCCCCCAAAGGUGGAGCAAUUGGAUCAAUUUCUCGAAACGGAUUUACAUGGUGGAGAGCUUUCCGCCCGUCUCAGGAUGCUUUCCAGCCGUAUACGCAUUCUUGGGCCUGGCGAUCGUCUUCUUCGUCGUGUCCAAAGUCUUUUCCUAUGGCAUGCACCGGCGGCGGGAUCUCCAUGCGAAGAAGAAGGAGACGCAGCUGUCGAGUGACCUGGAACAGCUCAGGACGAAGAUGCAUUCCCGUGCAUGCAAGACCCAUGUGGACCUGACCUCAAAGCUGGUUGGCUGUUCCAAGCAAGAGUACGUGGCGGUGAAAUGGGCGCUGCUCAAGGGCAAGAUGAACUUCAUGAGUUUCUUCCGCGCAGAAGAGGAUUUCUGCACUCCGCUGGGACAAGCCCUGGCCCCGCCGGACGCCUCCUCCGCGCUGCGGCAGUUUUACCACAGCAAGAUGGAGGUCUUAGUCUACAUGUUCACCUCCGGCUUCGCCAAGACCUUGAUCAGCGCCUGGACCUACACCUGCGUGGCGGGCGCCGUGGGCGCCUUCCUGGCGGAGGUGCGCACCUUCGCUGCCAAGAACUCCCGGGUCGAUCCUUGGGUUCAAGCACAGGCGCCAUACCUGGACUUUUUGAGCAGUAUGGAGACGGUGUCGACCAUCGUUCAGGGCAUUGACUUUUUGCCGGUCUUUCUCAUCACCUACAUGAUAGGACAAGAUGUGAGCCGCUGGCAUGAGUGGCUACAAAAGAUGCUGCAAGUGCAGGGCCGUUUGCACGAUUUGGUUCUGAUUGUGAAUAGCUCCUACCGCAGGGUCAAUGAUCCCAGAUGUGGGCACGAGCAGCGGAAGGCCAUGUUUCGCUGGUACCGCUAUUUCAAUGCCAUCCACUAUUUGGCCUAUUUGAAUUUGGUCCCCAGCAUCGGCAGCAGCGCUGAGACGGCGCUGCAAGACUUGCAGACCGUGGGGCUCCUCACGCACACGGAGGCCGAGCGCCUGCGCUACUCUUCAGCCAAGGUGCGAGACACGCUCACCAGUUGGCUCGGACGGCUUUGGCACGAAGAACUGGAGGCGGAACGUGUGCAACGUGACGAGACAGAUGUCUUCAUGAGGAAAUUCUGCGACUUGAGGAGUAUUCUAGCAGGUCUCAAUGAUAUGCCUUGCAAAGCUCCACCGCAGAUCGUUCGCAUGAUGAUGCUGAUCAUCACGAAUACGCUCCUGCUCUUGGCGCUGUUGGGAUGCUCGACGAAAACAGCGGCUCCGCAGGGCCGCAGAGGCUAUCCCGCGAAGAUGUACAAGGACACGAAUGCCUGCAUUCAAUUCUGGCCGUUGAUGGCUUGCUAUCUCUACUUUAUUUGCUACAGAGGUAUGCUGCACGUGAUGUUUACCCUGGACAAGGGCCCCUUCUAUGCCAAGGGUGAAUGUGUGAAUGUGGAUGCUCUCUUGAUCAGUACCGAGCGCUUCGCGUAUCAUGUCUUCCGGAACUCCUUCGAGAAGCAAUGCGAGCUUCGGCCAGCUCCGACAUCCCCAUUGGGUGGGGGCAUAGCUUUGAUGAGUCCAAAGUGA